AUGUUGAAUUGUCAAUAAUUUGAAAGCGAGAGGGACAAAAGAAGUGAUAUUAGAAGGAAAGCGGAUUUCUCAAAACCUACUGGUCGUUACACGCUUCACAAAGACCACGUUAAAAAGCGGAUGAACCAAAAGAUACUUUGGAUGGAUAUAGCAAACUCAAGCUAACCUGGAUUUGGCCAAUCCAAAAGCACUUUCCAGACUAUCAUCUCAACAAAUAGAAAAAAGGAAAAAACAUCCAGGUGGAAGAAACACUCACAGUAGUGCAAAAAUCAAAGAAACUGAAUUUAUACAUGUAGCACGCAUCAGACACUACAGUCUAAGACACCAAUGAACAGGAUUUCUAUUGCAGCAAAGAUAAUCGGACUUUCAGGUAAACGCCCUAUAAGAAAGAAAAAGGGUGUGUCAAGUCACAUAUUUUUGAUCUAUUUAUUCAUUUGAAUGUUAAUUUCUCCAAUUUUUUGGGAGCAUUAUCUUGUAAAUAAUCAUAUUUCACGCACAGGACUCUUAUUUUCAAGGGGCCUGUUGACCGAUACUCAAAGUGCAGUGCACUUUUAACUUUUUUUAGUCUUAAUUGAUCAGUGAGCAAGAAACAAAUCACUGUUGAGCAUCAGUUGCGCUGGUAAAUUGAAAAAAAGAGAGAGAAAAGAAAAAUGGCAAAAGCAAGAGCAGCAAACCCAGCACAGAUGAUCGACUUGAUCACAGCAACGAACGGGCAGCUCAGAGGCAGCAAGUCUGCAGGAUUCAGUGGCCAGCAGCCCCAGAAGAGGAGGAGUAUUCCUCAGAGCAGUGGCGGUAUAAAGUUUGGGGAUGAUUGGAAAACGUGUCUGGAGCUUCCUCCAAAAGACAACAGAAUAAAAACAUCGGAUGUUACCUCUACCAAGGGAAAUGAAUUUGAAGACUACUGCCUCAAGAGGGAACUCCUCAUGGGGAUCUUUGAAAUGGGAUGGGAGAAGCCAUCACCUAUACAGGAGGAAAGCAUCCCCAUCGCCUUGUCAGGCCGAGAUAUUUUGGCCCGUGCCAAAAACGGAACAGGCAAAAGUGGAGCCUACCUCAUCCCUCUCCUGGAGAGAAUAGACCUAAAGAAGGGUCACAUUCAAGCCUUAGUCAUAGUGCCCACACGAGAGUUGGCCCUGCAGAUGAGCCAGAUCAGUAUUCAACUCAGCAAGCACCUUGGAAGAGUCAAGGUCAUGGCCACCACCGGCGGCACCAACUUGAGGGAUGACAUCUUGCGGCUCGACGAGACGGUGCAUGUAAUAAUCGCCACACCUGGAAGAAUACUAGACCUGAUGAAGAAGGGUCUGGCUAAAGUCGACAAGAUACAAAUGAUGGUGAUGGAUGAGGCAGAUAAGCUCCUCUCACAAGACUUUGUGGCCAUCAUUGAAGACAUCAUCAGCUUCUUACCGAAGAACCGGCAGAUUCUGCUUUACUCCGCGACGUUCCCCAUGAGUGUGCAGACAUUCAUGAACAAACACUUGCAGAAGCCUUAUGAGAUCAACCUUAUGGAGGAGCUGACUCUGAAGGGCAUCACUCAGUAUUAUGCGUAUGUGACUGAAAGGCAGAAGGUCCACUGUCUCAAUACGCUGUUUUCAAGGCUUCAGAUCAAUCAGUCCAUCAUCUUCUGUAACUCCACUCAGCGGGUAGAGCUCCUGGCCAAGAAGAUUACCCAGCUGGGCUACUCGUGCUUCUACAUCCACGCCAAGAUGAUGCAAGAGUACAGGAACCGUGUGUUCCAUGACUUCCGUAACGGAUUGUGCCGAAAUUUGGUGUGCACAGACUUGUUCACACGGGGCAUCGACAUCCAGGCGGUCAACGUAGUCAUUAACUUUGACUUCCCCAAAAGUGCAGAAACCUACUUGCAUCGCAUUGGAAGAUCAGGGCGCUUCGGUCACCUGGGUCUGGCCAUCAACCUGAUCACGUCGGAGGACCGCCACAGUCUGAAGAGCAUCGAGGACCAGUUGGUCACCGACAUCAAGCCCAUCCCCGGCAACAUCGACAAGAGCCUGUACGUAGCAGAGUUUCACUCUGUGGACCCCAACGACGACAGACCAGCAAACACAAAACAGGGAGCAGCCUGAAUUAAUGUGGAAAGAUGUCGUCAUUGGCAUCGCAAUUAGAAGAGUCCUGUUUCACUAAGUUUACAACCGUUGCCUGUUUUGUCACACACAUGCGCAUUCUGGUUACCGGCUGCCAUGUAAACCAACCAACAGUGAUGGAUACAGCUGAAAAGGCUAAAUAAUAGCCAUGGUAACUUACUUUUUUUAUUCUUUUUUUGGGGGGGGUAAACUUCAAUCUGUGUGAUGCAUUCUUUUUAUCGGCCACCAUUCCAACUUUUUCCCCCUUUUUUUCCCCCUCCUCCCCCUUUUUUAAAUAGUGACUGCUACAAUUUAUGCAAUAACAAAUGGCAGUUGUGUAUUUAUUUUGAGCAGCAGCUUAUGGGUACAUUAUUAACACACACGCACCUAGUUUGACAAGCAGGCCAGUUCAGUUCAGUUGCACUCAUUUAAACAUCCAUAGUUUUCUUAUCAAUGGCAGCACCACUGGGCAAAAAAAAAAAAAACUUCCCAGAAGAGUGAAAGAUAAACAUUGUUUCAAUCAACAAGACAUUUUGUUAGAAACUUGUCAUGGUCUUGCCAUUUGACUAUUUUUUUUUUUUUGUCUGUUUGACCACGUUAUUCCAUAGCAGCAAGCGAGACGAGCAAGAAUUUUUCUAUAAGAUGCCGUUGCCUUUUGGGAGAAUAAAAGUAACUUGAGGUUUA
Molecule: messenger RNA, 2756 nt
Organism: Phycodurus eques (leafy seadragon)
Lineage: Eukaryota; Metazoa; Chordata; Actinopteri; Syngnathiformes; Syngnathidae
Gene: ddx61
Product: DEAD (Asp-Glu-Ala-Asp) box helicase 61
Exons: 13
Coding region: 651-2075 (474 amino acids)
Biological process (GO): P-body assembly; cytoplasmic stress granule assembly
Cellular component (GO): cytoplasmic stress granule; P-body
Molecular function (GO): ATP binding; mRNA binding; RNA helicase activity
Source: RefSeq, a predicted model, not a curated record